Molecule: messenger RNA, 976 nt
Organism: Symsagittifera roscoffensis
Lineage: Eukaryota; Metazoa; Xenacoelomorpha; Acoela; Convolutidae
Exons: 6
Coding region: 242-976 (244 amino acids)
Source: RefSeq, a predicted model, not a curated record
UCAUCAAAUUAUAAGGUUGAAGUUCAAACAUAAAACGCUGAUUAAUUAUUUUACAUGGAUAAAAAUUAGCUCUGCUGAAAAUUACUUCUAAUUUUCAAAAAACAAUUUUGUCCGUGCCAUAAACUGCUGGUUUGAAAAAUGUUUUCUUUUUAUUGAAAAACAGAAAAACUGGAUUUGAACUCAAAUGGGCAAAUUUUUCCUGAGCUGAACAAAAUAUUUUUAAUAUAUACCACUCCAACUGAUGGGAUUACAAAUUGGGACAUUCGUACAAUUGAAGAUGACUCGAAAUAAGCUGCAAAGAGCCUUCAGUUUCACAAUGUUUCUUUUUCUACUUGAAAACUGCAGUUCUAAUACACAGAGUGAAAGUGACGCAAUUAGUCACUUGACCAGAGGAGCUCUCACUUUCGUCCUGCCUGACCCCUCAGACCUAUUGGGUCGCAAAUGCUCCCAUUUCAGUCGACAUUUCUGCUUCCUCGGGUAUGUGACAAAUGAAGCCGACUUCACUCGAGAGAAGAAACCCGAGGACGCAGCUAACUUUUUCAAAUCAGUGCAGAAUAUUUACCAACAAAUUAACUGGUUUGAUCUCCUUACUUCGCCAAGUAACGAUGGGUGCUGCAAUUUCCAAGUGGGGACUUAUCUACUGUAUGGACAAGCGUUUGGCAUCUCGCCCCUGCAAUACAUUCGUUUAGUUCUCAAUUUGGGCUCCAACAACAGACAACUCACAUACAUCAAAGCCCACUACAACACACGUGUGUGUCUCAACAUCGUCUCUCAAGUGGGCUUCGGACCAGUAGGGAGUCCCUUUGUGACAAAAGGAAUGCACCACAAGUAUGCACACUAUAUGCUACCUCCAGUGAACGGAGUGGUACAUUUAUUCAAAAGAGCUUCAGUCAGACAGACUUUGAAUAUUGGGUGGUUCAAAGCCAAUGUACUUUGUGAAGCUCAGUCUUGGAUAUGCAAUACUAUCAAUAAUUAA